AUGCGGAAGGGAAGGCCAGCCGCCGCCGCCGAACGGCGGUCCGGACAGCGGGGCGGCGCGGGGCGGAGACGGAGGCCGGUUCCGCGGCGUGCGGCGCGGCCGUGGGGCCGCUUUGCGCGGAAAUCCGCACCCGGCGCGCAAGGCGCGCGUGUGGCUGCGCACCUCGACUCCGCGAGGAGCCCGCGCGCGCUACGACGCCGCCGCCCCGCGCCCUUCCGCGCCCCAAGGCCAAGACCACUUCCCACACUCCGCCUCCUCCCACCACCGACAACAACACAACGCGCCUCUCCCGCCUCCCCUCUCCGCCGCCGCCCUCCUUCUCCUUCCCCUUCCCCACCACCACCACAUUCGCCGCCGCUCCACCGGCCCGCCACCAGCAGCCUCAGCUCCACCGUCGAGUCUUCAGCGGCCCCGCGCCCGCCGCCGCCGCCGCGGCGGCGGCCCGGCACCCCCCCCGCCUCCGCCGCCGCCGCCGCCUUUGAUCAGGACGACCUCCGCAGCGACUGCGGAUCCUCCUCCUCCGUCGUCGACGACGACGGUGGCGAUGUCGCCUCCGCCUACCGGAUCCACCCUUCCCCCUCCCCUUGCCCCCCGCUCUCUUUCGAUCUCAACGCCGUCCCCCUCCCCGACGACGACGACGACUCCCCCAUCACCGCGCUCCGCCUCUGAUGCUGACGCAAGGGAAGGGAAGCAAUAAUGGUUCCUUUUCUUAUCACUCCCUCUCUCUCUCUCUCUCUCUCUCUCUCUCUCUCUACCCUUUAGUUUUGGGAUCUCUCCUAUAUGCUGUUGAUUCGGAAUAUAUGAAAGAAAGAUAAUUGUUGGAGUGCAUAUUGGGUUGGGCUUGUGUGAGAAUUAUAAGGGUUCGGACCGGAUCUUGUGGGAUCUGGUGGGGUUUCUCUGGUCUCAGUGUGUUGUACAAAAUGAAAAUCUAUCUAAUUUGAUGAGCGAGCAAAAUGAAGCUAAAAAUAACUAACGUUGGCUCCUAAAUGCUGGAUUUCUCUUGGUGAUUACCAAAUUUUGUUUAUUCAUGUUGCAUUUUUGGGAAGAAUCUUUGAUUCUUUAGGAAAUAGAUGUAUGCUGGUAUAUUCGCUUAAGGGGAGUUGACGGAAAGUAUUAGGGAGCUUCGUAAGAGCAGGUUCAUAUCCUCCAUCAAUUUGAUGUUCGAGGUUGUCGUUUAGGCUUUUUCCCUGGUAGUUUGUUUUUGAAGGUGAUGUAAAAGUUUAACCGAGAAUCUGAAUUGCCAGAAACAGGAAGUAUUUGGAUAUUGUAAGUUUGUUGUCAUAUUUGUUAGUUAACUUGCACACUUUAUGGCUUUCA
Molecule: messenger RNA, 1317 nt
Organism: Ananas comosus (pineapple)
Lineage: Eukaryota; Viridiplantae; Streptophyta; Magnoliopsida; Poales; Bromeliaceae
Product: ethylene-responsive transcription factor 3-like
Exons: 1
Coding region: 1-669 (222 amino acids)
Source: RefSeq, a predicted model, not a curated record